AUGUUCGAGCCCACCAGUGUGACCCAUCAUUUCGUUCUGAACCUGCGCAAAGCCGACUUGUCGACCGCCCACUGGUCCUCGUCGUUCCUCGUCGUCACUGGGUCGGGUCAAGGCUCUGAGCCCGACUACAAGACGACCUGGCGCAUCAGUUGGCUUCCCGACCGUCCUGCUUUGGAAUUGGUCGAGGACAUGGCGGGCAGUAUUCGGCCUCAGGGGUGCUCGACCCGUCUUGGCUCGUCCACCACCGUAGCGACCAUGCUGAUUUAUGAUGGCGCCGCGGAUCACCAGACCGCAUCACCCAUUACAGGUGAUGGAGCUAGUUGGGAGCCGCACGCGUCUUUGCUGGGAUGGUCAACUGAAGUGGAAAGGUGCACGCUUGACGGGAAUGUCUUGACAAGGCUCGUCAUGGGUUCUCAAGUGCCAGCGCUUAGUUUCCGCAUUUCGGUCCGUAUCGGCGAACCUGCGAAUCCAGAAGCACAACUUGCUCGCGUCAGGUUGAUGAAGGAACAUCGGAUGAUGUCUACCACACUUGAACAGGUCAGGUCAGGAUACUUCAGUGCGUUCUCACUUUUCAAGCAUAGUCUGAGCGGGAUCUGUCUUUCUUCGUGGCUUUUCCAUGCUGACUCUGAAAUCCUCGUCCCCUGCCUGCAGAAACCCAUCUUGCACGAAACCCACACGAUCUCCGCCUGUUAUUCCUUCCAUCCCGAAGGAUCCUGUACGAAAACGCUGCUUUCCUUCGAUCCCGUGUACCUCGAUUGGCACAGGUCUUGGCACCCUCAGGAAGCUUUUCAGAUUUGAAUUUUGGGUGUGUCGCCGGCGCUCGGACGUGGGCGGUCGCGGAGACCAGUGGCAACACGUACGAAACGUACGAAGUGCUGUUGGAGUGGCUUCGGUUUGGCCGGAUUAAGUUUGGGGACUAUCAUGCGCCGGAUCUGGUGCUCACUCGGGAUCAGGGAACAGCGAUGGAAGAGGAUGAUUCGCCCGUUGAUAUCCUGGCCCCUGUCGGACAUCUUAGUCCUGCCCUGCCACCGGUCCACCUUGAGAAACUGUCUCCGUCCUCAGCGCCAAACCCAGAAGCCAUCUACCGUCUUGCAGAAAGUUUGGGCAUCAAAGCACUUCGUCUCGCAGCUUUCGAAGCCUUCUCUUCCUCGUUGAUCCCAACGAGCGCUUUGAACAAUCUCUUUUCGCCGUUUUCUCGUGAUUUCGGACCCGUUGCCGAUCUGUGCAUCGAUUUUUGUGCCGUUCAACGGGAGAAACUGGAUUUGACUCGGAUCAGGAAUCUGAUUGAUCGGAAGGAGCUUGCGAUUGGCGCCGUUGAAGGUGCGGAGCUGUUAUCCAGAUUGUACGUCAAGAUCGUGCAACUUGAAUGGCAGGAUAAGAAGGGCGGGGAUCCUGUAUGUCCACAGUUGCCAGGCGGGUGGUUGUAA
Microbotryum saponariae is the source of this 1427-nucleotide messenger RNA. The record is from the annotation of a GenBank genome assembly. Lineage: Eukaryota; Fungi; Basidiomycota; Microbotryomycetes; Microbotryales; Microbotryaceae.